Molecule: messenger RNA, 2052 nt
Organism: Phyllotreta striolata
Lineage: Eukaryota; Metazoa; Arthropoda; Insecta; Coleoptera; Chrysomelidae
Source: the annotation of a GenBank genome assembly
UAACAAAAUGUAGCCCAAAUCCAUUUUUAAAUAAAUUAAAUCUCUUUAUGGGUUCAAUAUAACAUUAUCGCUUAUAUUAUAUCUCCAAAACUUGCGUCGCUAGUUUCAUUAUAUCCAUUAAAAAUAAUAGAAAUAAAAAAAAUGAUUCUCAAAAAGUGUAUAUUUCUGUACCUAAUUUUUGAAAUAGUUUCAGCUCAAAACAGCGCAGCACCAUUCCAAUUAUCUAUAAUACAUUUCAACGAUUUCCACUCAAGGUUCGAACCAACAACUUUAUCCGCUGGAACUUGUUCAGACCUCACAAAAUGCGUGGGGGGCUUUUCCAGGCUCUACGCCCAGAUAAUGACCAUGCUGGAAACAAACCCUAAAUCCAUUCUCUUAAACGCUGGUGACAGUUUUCAAGGCACUUUAUGGUACACCAUAGGCAGAUGGAACGUUACGCAACAAUUCAUAAACAAAUUACCUAUAGAUGCAGAGACUAUUGGUAACCACGAAUUCGAUCAUGGUAUUCAAGGGCUCGUUCCUUACAUCAAAGCCCUUAAACACCCCGUUGUGGCCUCGAAUAUAGACGAUUCUCUGGAACCUGAUUUCCAAGGAAUCUACAACAAAAGCGUUGUGAUAGAGAGAAACGGCAGGAAAAUCGGUGUAAUUGGGGUGGUUUCUACGGAUUAUCCGAUUAUUUGUAACAGCGAGAAUUUGAAGUUUUUGGACGAAUCGGCUAGUGUAAACGCCGAGGCGGAGCGAUUAGUGAGAGAAGAAGGCGUUUUUACUAACAUAGUACUUUCUCAUAGCGGUUAUGAAACCGAUAAACUUAUAGCUAGUAAUGCUUCCUCGAAAAUUAGUUUGAUAGUCGGAGCGCAUUCUCAUACGUUUCUAUGGACUGGAGAUAACCCACCAGGUCCCGCCAUCGUCGAAGGACCUUAUCCUACUAUAAUAGAAAGCAGAUUAGGUCACAAAGUUCUCGUUACGCAAGCAUCGGCCUUCUGCAGAUAUUUGGGAAACAUAACGAUUUUUCUGGACGACGCCGGUGAAAUUUUAGAUUAUUCCGGCGCUCCGAUUUUCCUGGACAACCAUUUCCCGCAAGACGAAUCAAUCAAUGCCGAACUGCAAUAUUGGAAAAACAUUGUGGAUGUUGAGGGAGGGCAAAUUGUUGGUAACAGUUUGGUGAGAUUGAGCACAACCGGUUGCUACUACAAGGAAUGUUCCCUCGGUAAUUUCGUCACCGACGCUAUGGUUUACGCCUACACGAAAGUUGUACCCGAAACUUAUUGGACUGAAGCUGCGAUAGGUUUUAUAAAUGCUGGUGGGCUCAGAACUGAUAUAGAACCAGGAGAUAUCACUUACAACGCCCUAAUAACUUCCCAACCGUUUGAAAAUACCUUCGAUUUCGGCGUUCUAACAGGCCAAGAUAUCAAAGCUUUAUUGGAGCUUGCAGUGCAAGAUUUCGAUCCAGGGAAUCCCACACGAAGUCUAAACUUACUCCAAGUUUCCGGAAUUAAACUGGAAUACGACUUGUCUCGUAAUCGGGGCGAUCGAGUAGUAUCUGUAAAAAUACGUUGUCAAAAUUGCACCAUUCCAGUUUAUGGGAAUUUGGAUGCUAAAAGAGACUACAAUAUAGUAGUUAAUUCGUAUUUGAUGAGAAAUACUAGCCGUUACGAGGUUUUAAGUAAGAAAACAAGGAACAGAAAAGUAGGCAGAAAGGACACGGACGUACUUAGAGAGUACGUGAGGAAUAAUAGUCCGCUAUUUCAAGAAGAAUUCGGCAGGAUUUUAUUUAAAUAAAUUAUAUGUUGUAUUGUCGCUGAUGUCACACGGUCCUUCUUCAAUUAUAACCUAUUAAUAGCUCAUAAGAAAAUAUGUUUCAGGUAUUAAAAUCGUCUACGAUUUAAAUCGUAGCAAGGGCGACAGGGCCGUUUCUAUAAAAAUCCGUUGCCAAAAGUGUACAGUGCCGGUUUACGAAAAUUUGGAUUUGCUGAAAUCUUACAAUAUAGUAGUCCCGACGUUUUUGGGAUUAGGCACCGAUGGUUUUACAAUUUUCAGUCAAAAAAUGACCAA